CCCGCCUCACAUUGGGCAGUAACAGGCGUCUAGCAAAAAAGUGCAUUAGCACUUAGCAGAGUUGUGCUGAGAAAGAGGUAAAAUGUGUGAAGUCCAGAUGCUGAGAGCGUUGGUGGAGCUGCGACUAACUGCGGCUGCUGAAGAGAUAUUUGGGCUGUUUGAAAGAACGAUAGCAGAGUACAAGGAGGAACUUUGUCGUUCAAAAGAGGAGAACAUGCGACACCGGGAACUACUGGACACGGUUUUCAACCCUCAGCCUCCGUUACACAAAGCAGAUGUUGAGCAGCUGUCGGUGGUUAAAGAAGAGGUUCCCCCCGAGCAACAGAAGUGUAGCUUCAGUGUGGACCAGCAGGAGCAAGAGCCCCCCCCACACAUUAAAGAGGAACUGUGCUGCGGUCAGGAGGGUGAGCAGCUUCAAGGGCUGGAGGAGGCUGAUAUCACCAAGUUCCCGUUCACUCCUGUCCCUGUGAAGCGUGAAGAUGAUGAAGAGGAAGCUCAGUCCUCACAGCUUCAUCAAAGACAAACUCAACACAUGGAAAGAGAAGCUGAUGGAGAGGACUGUGGAGGACCAGAACCGGCAAGAAGCUCACAUCCACAUUUACAACCAGAGACUGAAGACCUGACAGAAGACUCGUCUGAUCCUGAGACUGAUGACAGUGCUGAUUGGAGGAAGACCAGCGAUCCUCAGUCAGCUUUAAACUCUCUGAAACAUGAUUCAGGACGUAAGAAACCAUUCAGCUGCUCUGAGUGUGGCAACACAUUUGGCUUCAAGUCGAGCCUGAAGAGACACAUGAGAACUCACACAGGAGAGAAGCCUUUUAGCUGCUCUGAGUGUGGCAAGAGAUUUGGCAUCAAGGCACACCUGAAGAAACACAUGAGAACUCACACAGCAGAGAAGCCUUUCAGCUGCUCAGUCUGUAUGAAAUCUUUUACACAAAGUGGAAAUUUACAGUCACACAUGACCGUCCACACAGGAGAGAAACGAUUUAGCUGCCGUGUUUGUAACAUGAGAUUCACCCGGCGUUCUGGCGUCAAAACCCAUAAAUGUGUUGGUCCGAGGGAAAGAGAAGCUGAUGGAGAGGACUGUGGAGGACCAGAACCGGCCAGGAGCUCACAUUCACGUUUACAGCCAGAGACUGAAGACCAGACUGGAGACUCGUCUGAUCCUGAGACUGAUGACAGUGCUGAUUGGAGGGAGACCAGAGAUCCAGCUUUAAACUCUCUGAAACAUGAUUCAACAUGUAAGAAACCAUUCAGCUGAACCGAGUGUGGCAACACAUUUGGC
This is a messenger RNA of Etheostoma cragini (Arkansas darter), 1285 nucleotides long. RefSeq names its product zinc finger protein 771-like. Gene Ontology annotation, biological process: regulation of transcription by RNA polymerase II. Gene Ontology annotation, molecular function: DNA-binding transcription factor activity; RNA polymerase II cis-regulatory region sequence-specific DNA binding. The record is from RefSeq and is a predicted model, not a curated record. NCBI's taxonomy places the organism in Eukaryota, Metazoa, Chordata, Actinopteri, Perciformes, Percidae. Bases 83 to 1261 code for a protein of 392 amino acids. The transcript is spliced from 2 exons.